Neogale vison (American mink) is the source of this 592-nucleotide messenger RNA. RefSeq names its product gamma-aminobutyric acid receptor-associated protein. Bases 33 to 401 code for a protein of 122 amino acids. Gene Ontology annotation, cellular component: autophagosome; cytosol; autophagosome membrane. NCBI's taxonomy places the organism in Eukaryota, Metazoa, Chordata, Mammalia, Carnivora, Mustelidae. The record is from RefSeq and is a predicted model, not a curated record. The transcript has a single exon. Gene Ontology annotation, molecular function: GABA receptor binding; ubiquitin protein ligase binding. Gene Ontology annotation, biological process: autophagy of mitochondrion; autophagosome assembly; macroautophagy.
GCCCGGCCCGGCCCAGCCCGGUUCCCGGGAGGAUGAAGUUCGUGUAUAAAGAGGAGCAUCCGUUCGAGAAACGCCGCUCUGAGGGCGAGAAAAUCCGAAAGAAAUACCCGGACCGGGUUCCGGUGAUAGUAGAAAAGGCUCCCAAAGCUCGGAUAGGAGACCUGGACAAAAAGAAAUACCUGGUGCCUUCUGAUCUCACAGUUGGUCAGUUCUACUUCUUGAUCCGGAAGCGAAUUCAUCUCCGAGCUGAGGAUGCCUUGUUUUUCUUUGUCAACAAUGUCAUUCCACCCACCAGUGCCACAAUGGGUCAGCUAUACCAGGAGCACCACGAAGAAGACUUCUUUCUGUACAUCGCCUACAGUGAUGAAAGUGUCUACGGUCUGCGAAGCUGCUGCCCCUGAGGUGGGGGGGUCUCAUUCUACAAAGAGGUGGCCCCCCUUCCCUGACCUACUCUUCCCCUGGGCUCAACCACCACCUCCCUUCUUCAGGACCUGCAUUUCCUAAUGUUUGAGGCUCUCCUCCAGCCCUUCUUAGCCGGAGGGCUCUGGGGGAGGUGGCCUCUUGGACCUUUCCUCUCUCCUCUUUCUCUUAC